CUCCCGGGGUGGUGUGUGCCUCUCUCCCCACCCCCUCCCUCUCCUGCUUAGGCUUCCUCUCUCCGGUGUGUCCCUGGGGUCCAGGCAGGGGAGGGUCUAGGCAAAGGCGCGGCAGCGACUUGGGAAGUGCCGGGAGCUCGCACGCCCGAGCGUCCCGUCCGUCCGAGGGCACACACCGGCAGGAGAAGGCUCGCGGCUUGCCCACUCGCCUCCACCUCUCUUCCUCUCCCUGGCUUUUGUGUUGGUGCCUCGGAGCUGCAAGGAGGGUGCGCUGGAGGAGGGGGGGCCGCCUGGGGUGAGAGGCACCCCCUCCACGCGCGCGCGCACACGUUGCCGGCGCACGCACACACGGGCGGACACACUCACAGACACGCACACACACACGCACAAAGCUCCCUCGCUUCGAACGCACUAACGUGGCCGUUUUCUUUGUGUGGAGCCCUCAAGGGGGGUUGGGCUCCCGGUCCGGUCCGGGGGAGAUGGCGCAGCCCAUCCUGGGCCAUGGGAGCCUGCAGCCCGCCUCGGCCGCUGGGCUGGCAUCCCUGGAGCUCGACUCGUCGCUGGACCAGUAUGUGCAGAUUCGCAUCUUCAAAAUCAUCGUGAUUGGGGACUCCAAUGUGGGCAAGACCUGCCUGACCUUCCGCUUCUGCGGGGGUACCUUCCCGGAGAAGACUGAAGCCACCAUCGGCGUGGACUUCAGGGAGAAGACUGUGGAAAUCGAGGGCGAGAAGAUCAAGGUGAUCCAGACGGUUCAAGUGUGGGACACAGCGGGUCAGGAACGCUUCCGCAAAAGCAUGGUCGAGCAUUACUACCGCAAUGUGCAUGCAGUGGUUUUUGUCUAUGACGUCACCAAGAUGACAUCCUUCACCAACCUCAAAAUGUGGAUCCAAGAAUGCAAUGGGCAUGCUGUACCUCCACUAGUCCCAAAAGUGCUUGUGGGCAACAAGUGUGACUUGAGGGAACAGAUCCAGGUGCCCUCCAAUUUAGCUCUGAAAUUUGCCGAUGCCCACAACAUGCUCUUGUUUGAGACAUCAGCCAAGGACCCCAAAGAGAGCCAGAACGUGGAGUCAAUUUUCAUGUGCCUGGCUUGCCGGUUGAAGGCCCAGAAAUCCUUGCUGUAUCGUGAUGCUGAGAGGCAGCAAGGGAAGGUGCAGAAACUGGAGUUCCCACAGGAAGCCAACAGUAAAGCUUCCUGUCCUUGUUGAAACCAAAUGGUGUAAAUACAAGAUAAAUUAGCACUGGAGUUUUUCUUUCCCUUUUUUCCAUGCCUGCCUAACGCUGACACCUGCUUGUUUCCAUACAAAUUGAUAUCAAAUAAAAUUUGUAUAGAUUAUCA
Molecule: messenger RNA, 1336 nt
Organism: Cynocephalus volans (Philippine flying lemur)
Lineage: Eukaryota; Metazoa; Chordata; Mammalia; Dermoptera; Cynocephalidae
Gene: RAB33A
Product: RAB33A, member RAS oncogene family
Exons: 2
Coding region: 480-1205 (241 amino acids)
Biological process (GO): Rab protein signal transduction
Molecular function (GO): GTPase activity; GTP binding
Source: RefSeq, a predicted model, not a curated record